This is a messenger RNA of Monascus purpureus, 363 nucleotides long. The record is from the annotation of a GenBank genome assembly. NCBI's taxonomy places the organism in Eukaryota, Fungi, Ascomycota, Eurotiomycetes, Eurotiales, Aspergillaceae.
AUGGAGACCGACAACGAUGUUCAGUAUGAGUUGGACUGCUCCAGCAUCAUGGAUGAUGGAUACCUUGCGGGCAACGAAGACACCCGCACGAUUCUGUGGAGACAUGUUGAAUUCUACAUUGUGCGCAAUCCCGUACCGGGAUGCUACCACAUUCUAGCCGCCGUCAUGACACUUCUCCAUACGAAAGGGGAGGAUCGGAAGCCUCAAAUAAAGCGGUUUGUGGUGGAACAUGAAGAGAACCUAAUAUUCGACCUGCUCUCCCAGCUCUUGGCAUUGGGGCUGCAUGACGACAUUUUUGCAGCCACAAUCGAAGAUGUCGCGAUACCAAAUCAAUUCUGGCCCACCGAAAGGGAAUCCAACUGA